Messenger RNA from Penicillium salamii, 1815 nucleotides. The record is from the annotation of a GenBank genome assembly. NCBI's taxonomy places the organism in Eukaryota, Fungi, Ascomycota, Eurotiomycetes, Eurotiales, Aspergillaceae.
AUGUCCAAAGAGGUCCCCUCCACGGCCCCUUCGGAGGCUGGGACCAAGUCUCUCCAGUUGCCUAACUCUGUCCCCUUUUGGCGACUCGUCACAGAGCCCGGCGUCAUCACUCAGGAUGUGCUGGAUCAUCCAUACCCAGGGGCGGGAACCGAAGAUGAUCCAUACUCUGUGAACUGGUUACCCAACGACUUUCGAAACCCACUACAACUGAAAACCUCCCUCAAAUGGUUCAUCACCGUGAUCGCCGCUCUCGAGACCCUCGUGGUGGCCCUGGUCUCAUCCGCCUAUACAGGUGGUAUCUUACAAAUUGAAGAGCAAUUCGGUGCCACGACGGAGAUUGCUACACUGGGAGUAUCCCUCUAUGUCCUCGGAUUCGCCCUGGGUCCCCUCAUCUGGGCUCCAAUGAGUGAGCUGUUUGGACGCCAGUCCGUCUUCAUUGGAACUUACUGCGGUCUCACCAUCUUCUGUGCCGCAUGCAUCGGAGCCAAGAACAUCGAAACUCUCCUCGUCUUCCGUUUCCUGUCCGGUGCCUUUGGCUCCUCCCCCUUCACCAACUCCGGCGGUGUGAUCGCCGACAUGUUCAUGGCUCGGGAACGUGGACUGGCCCUGUCUGCCUUUGCAUUGGCCCCAUUCUUAGGUCCCGUCAUUGGUCCUAUCGCUGGUGGCUUCCUCGGCAUGGCAGCGGGCUGGAAGUGGGUGAUGGGUCUUCUGGCCAUUCUGUGUGGUCUGAUGUGGUUCCUGGGAGCGGCGUUGAAGCCAGAGACCUAUGCUCCUGUCCUUCUCCGCCAGCGGGCAAAGACCCUGUCCAAGCUCACAGGUCAGGUUUAUGUGAGCAAACUGGACAUCGACCAGGGACGCGUCACUCUCAAGGCCGCUUUGAAGACAUCUCUCUCUCGGCCGCUGAUCCUUCUGUUCAAGGAACCCAUCGUCUUGCUUCUGUCGAUCUAUUUGGCCAUUAUCUAUGGUACUCUCUACAUGCUUUUCGGUGCCUUCCCCAUCGUGUAUGAGCUUCACCGUGGAUGGAACCAGGGUGUGUCCGGCCUGGCGUUCCUCGGUGUGAUGAUUGGUAUGCUGGGCGCAAUUGCGUACUCGAUUCCAGAGAACACUCGGUACAUCAAGCUCCUCGAAAAGAAGGGCGGAUAUGCGCCCCCCGAGGCUCGUCUUCCACCAUGCAUGUUGGCCUCGAUUGCCCUUCCCGUCGGCUUGUUCUGGUUCGCUUGGACCAACUCCCCCGACGUGCAUUGGCUCGCAAGUAUCGCCGCCGGAGUGCCUUUCGGCUUCGGCAUGGUUCUAGUGUUCCUCAGUGUCUUCAACUAUCUGAUCGAUGCCUACACCAUCUUCGCCGCCUCCGUUCUGGCCGCCAACUCUCUUCUCCGAUCAUUGUUUGGAUUUGCAUUCCCGCUGUUCACCGGCUACAUGUACACAGACCUGGGCAUUCACUGGGCCUCGUGUGUGCCUGCUUUCCUUGCUCUCGCGUGUGUUCCCUUCCCUUUCCUGCUCUACAAGUACGGAUAUUCCAUUCGCCAGCACUGCACGUACUCCGCUCAGUCAGAGGCAUUUGUGCAAAAGAUUCUCCAGGGCUUCAAACAGGCCGCCGAGGAAAAUGCCGAGCCUGAAGCUGAGCCCUGCCCUGCAUCGACCGAAGAACCCGUCGCACAGUCACAAAAGAAGGAGACCUCCGCCGAAGUCCAGUCUAUUCACCGCACACUAUCGCGCACUUCGACCCAUGCCACACAUGAAAUGCACCGCGUUCCUACAUAUGAGGCAAAUCCUUACAACAUUGACCGCGUGCAUACGCGAGAGUCAUUCAAAUAA